This is a messenger RNA of Menidia menidia (Atlantic silverside), 1590 nucleotides long. The record is from the annotation of a GenBank genome assembly. NCBI's taxonomy places the organism in Eukaryota, Metazoa, Chordata, Actinopteri, Atheriniformes, Atherinopsidae.
AUGAGUCGUAAAAGAAACCGGAGUUUUGCUGAAACCAGACUGUCCUCGGACCUCCACGGCACCUUCAUGGAACUUUCUAGGUCGGUGAGUCGAGCCGACGACGAUUUCUUCGGGCUGGAAGACGACGAGGAGCUGCUGUGCUCGGUGAGCGACAUCACCGAGCACCUGGGCAGGAACAUCACCGUGGUGCUGGAGACCGCGCUGUCCGAGAUCCGCAAGAUGGUCAGCAUCCGCAUACGGGUGCUGAAGAUGGAGCUGAGGGAGAAAACCGAGGAGAUAGAGGCGCUAACGGCCCGGUUAGACGCGGUCCAGAGGGGCGGCGGGGAGCCGGCAGCGGAGGCGGCUUUCAAGAAGCACGACCCCGGUUCCGGGUCCAGGCACAGCGACGCCGAGCCCCGCCGGGCCAGGGCCGCCUUUCCCGGGGUGAAGAAGGAGAACAUAGACGCCAUCUGCCACUAUCUUAUGAAGGACAAGAAUCUGAAAGGCUGCGCGGAAACGGACGGGGAGCAGGAGAGGGAUGCUCCUCAUGAGCCGGACCCGCAGCCCCUCAGCCUGUGGCCGGACGGCGGGGAUCCUUCAGGGGAAAAGCUUUAUGAGGCAGUAGCAGUGAGAGGAGGAAAAGCCUCCCCUCUGUUUGUCCACUGCCUGUCCAUGUGUGCCCGGACAGGGCCGCUGGUGGGCUCAGAGGGCCGGGUCUUUACCAAAUUAACUGUCAACUCAUCCUCUCCCCCCUCUCACCCACCCGCAGCCCUGAGGGAGGCCGGGGGCCAGCCCCUGAAGGGAGACCAGAGGGAGGAGGAGUCGGUCAGGAGCGACGGGAGCGGACUGGAGCAGAUCCAGGCCUCGCUCUCCCGGGCCCAGACCUCCCAGACCUCCCAGUUCUCCCCACAGCCCCAGAGUCCUGCAGAGGAGGGCGGCGCAGACACAGCCCAGGCAGGGCAACCCUUUGGCGGCCCCCCCUACAUCUGCUCCCUGUGUGGAACCUUCUGCCCCGACUCUGCCUUCCUGCAGGAGCACGUCAAGCUGAUCCACCCGGACCCCGGUGCUGGCCCCGCCCUGAAGGCCCAGCCCUCCAGCUCCUCCGACGGGGCCCCCGGGGGGGCGGGGGGGGAGCCGGGCCAGGAGGCCCCGGGCGGGGGGCCCGACAAACGAGAGAUCAAGACCGAGGGGGGGUACAAGUGCGGGGACUGCGGGCGCCACUUCAACUACCUGGGCAACCUGCGGCAGCACCAGCGCAUCCACACGGGCGAGAAGCCCUUCGCCUGCCCCGAGUGCGGCGAGCGCUUCCGCCACGCCGCCCGCCUCAAGAGCCACCGGCUGGUGCACAGCGGCGCGCAGAGCCCCUUCCCCUGCCCGCAGUGCGGCAAGGGCUUCUCCGUGCUGUCCGGACUCAAGCGCCACCAGCGCGUGCACACCGGCGAGAGCCCCUACGCCUGCCCCCAGUGCGGCCGCCGCUUCAAGGAGCUGGGCAACCUCUACACGCACCAGAGGAUCCACAGCGGGGCCACGCCCUACUGCUGCCAGCACUGCGGCCGCAGCUUCCGCCACCUGGGCACCUACAAGAGCCACCGCUGCAACCCGGCCCAGUGA